CUUCCGGUAUGGUCCUGCCCCCCCCCCAACCUGGCGGCUCCCAGAAGCUAUUUCCGGCAGGAGCAGGCCCCAGGAGGGGGGCACCGUCCGGCGAAGACUCGGGACCCCCAGCGACCCCCGGGACUUUCUGAGCUCCGCCCUCGGAGGACCCCGCGCCCCCCCCAGGCCAUGAGCCUGCCGGGGGCCCCCCUGGGCCUGUCCCGGAUCCCCGGCGCCCCCUACGAGGUGGUGGUGCUGCAGGAGGGCUACAGCCGGGCACUCCCGGACGGCUCCACCCAGGCCGACGGCUCCGUCACGCUGCUGCGGGGGCCCCGGCUCACCCUGGUGGACACGGGGGGGCCCUGGGGGCGGGAGCGGCUGCUGGGGCUGCUGGCGGCCCAGGGGGUGGCCCCGGGGGACGUCUCCCACGUGGUCUGCACCCACGGCCACUCCGACCACGCUGGCAACCUCAACCUCUUCCCCGGCGCCACGCUGCUGGUGGGCUUCGACCUCAGCCGGGGCGAGGGGCUCUACCUGCCCCACGGCCUGGGGGGCGGCACCCCCUACCCCAUCGACCCGGGCCACGUGGAGGUGCUGCCCACGCCCGGCCACACGGCCGCCCACACCAGCGUGCUGGUGCGGGGCACGGCCCUGGGCACGGUGCUGGUGGCCGGGGACCUGUUCGAGCGGGAGCAGGACGAGGGCGUCUGGCAGGCCCUGAGCGAGGACCCCGCCCAGCAGGAGCGGAGCCGCCGGCAGGCGCUGGCGCUGGCCGACGUGGUGAUCCCCGGCCAUGGGCCCCCCUUCCGCGUGCUGCGGGCGGGGGGCAGCGCCGGGGGGGAGACGCCCCCUGGGCCCCACUGAGCCGCAAAUAAACCCAGCUUGGCCACCCCC
Messenger RNA from Mauremys mutica (yellowpond turtle), 873 nucleotides. It is a transcript of the gene MBLAC1, whose product is annotated as metallo-beta-lactamase domain containing 1. NCBI's taxonomy places the organism in Eukaryota, Metazoa, Chordata, Testudines, Geoemydidae. The record is from RefSeq and is a predicted model, not a curated record. Bases 169 to 843 code for a protein of 224 amino acids. The transcript has 2 exons.